Drosophila sechellia is the source of this 933-nucleotide messenger RNA. Its product is annotated as alpha-tocopherol transfer protein. The record is from RefSeq and is a predicted model, not a curated record. Gene Ontology annotation, cellular component: membrane. Bases 1 to 933 code for a protein of 310 amino acids. NCBI's taxonomy places the organism in Eukaryota, Metazoa, Arthropoda, Insecta, Diptera, Drosophilidae. Gene Ontology annotation, molecular function: phosphatidylinositol bisphosphate binding. The transcript has 3 exons.
AUGCCGGCCAUCCGACCACUGAGUCCCGAGCUCCAGAAGACUGCGGUUGAGAAGCUGAACGAGGUGCCCAGUAAGUUGGAUGACGACAUCGCCGCUCUGAGGGAUUGGAUCAAGCAGCAACCGCACUUGAAAGCCCGCACAGAUGACCAGUUCCUGGUGAACUUCCUGCGCGGCUGCAAGUUCAGUUUGGAAAGGACCAAGUCCAAGAUCGACAGGUUCUACACACUACGCAGCAAGUACCCAGAGUUUUAUUUGGGUCAUAAUGUCGAUGUGGACAAAGCACUGGAGAUAUUCAGAUUGGGCACCAUAGUUAUUCUGCCACGUCCUCUAAACGAUAAUGGCCCGCGAUUGGCUCUGCUUCGCUUGGCCUGCUACGAUCCCAGCAAAUACACCUUCCAGGAGGUGAAUCGAGCUGCUGGUCUCAUGCAGCAGAUUAUGCUUGACGAGGACGAUGUGGCCAUUGUAAAUGGGUUGAUAUCCAUUCUGGACAUGUCCAAUGUCACCACCGGGCACUUCCUGCAGAUGACACCGUCAUUCGCCAAGAAGAUGACCGUUUUUCAGGAGGAGGCACUGCCCCUGCGACCGCAGGGAAUCCAUUUCAUUAAUACGCCCAACGGAUUUGACACCAUCUUCAAUAUGAUCAAGCCCAUGAUGUCUAAGAAGCAGCAAGGACGCCUCUACGUUCAUGGAAGCAAAUGGGAGGCACUCUACAAUCAGAUUCCCAAACAGUAUUUGCCAGUUGAAUACGGAGGGGAGAACGGAUCGAUUCCGGAUCUACUGCAGCACUGGGAGCAGCGUAUUCUGGCCUACCGGAAUUACUGGGAGGAGGAGAAGAACUAUGGAACCGAUGAAAGCCUCCGAGUGGGUCAGCCCGUCGACUUCGAGAGUCUUUUUGGUCUGCAGGGUUCCUUCCGGCAAUUGAAUGUGGACUGA